AAAAACGUCUUCGAAAAUAAGUUGUGUUUUGUUAUUCUGCUGUCUUUAUUAUAUACGAGCACAUGGGACUAAAGCAAUUGACAUGGACUACUUUUGAGCUUUCUCCGCAACUCUAACUGCUCCACCAAACUAGGCCUACAGUACUGCAAAGAGAACUGUCGUGGGGUGCCCGUACUGUGCCAUGAGGGGGAGUGUUACUGCCACCAGAGUGUCAUAGACGAUUUAAGCUCAACAAAUGUGGUGGCAAGUGUAGAUUUGAUGAUAGCACCGAAAGAACCAGUUGCUCCGAAAAACGAAGUUCAAAUAAAUAUAUCUCCGCAAAUAGUCCAAAAAAGCGACGACAAGGAAGUUAUACCAGUACAAAUUGCCCCCGAACGGCGUCACCAAAUCGCCCACUUCUGCCCUGAUCUCGACGUAGCCAGGCAGUGCAUAAAGAAAUGCAUCGGCAUGGGCAAGGGCGCUUUCUGCGGCAAGGACCACACCUGCUACUGCGGCCACAAGUACUCGUCCCACGACGCUCCAGACAAGCAAGACGCUGCGGAGGUGUACAAGGAGUUCUCGGACAUGUACGCGAAAUACUUCGGCAAUUCUGAGCACGAUGUUGCCAGUGAUGAACAUUCCGCGGAGUUUUUGAAGAAUAAGAAAAAGUUGUCUAAUAAAAGUAAGAAGGUUACUCGUCCCCAUCAUUGAGCAGUUUGAAUUAUUAAAUGCAUACUAAAAA
Molecule: messenger RNA, 721 nt
Organism: Leguminivora glycinivorella
Lineage: Eukaryota; Metazoa; Arthropoda; Insecta; Lepidoptera; Tortricidae
Exons: 4
Coding region: 259-690 (143 amino acids)
Source: RefSeq, a predicted model, not a curated record